Molecule: messenger RNA, 2853 nt
Organism: Dimorphilus gyrociliatus
Lineage: Eukaryota; Metazoa; Annelida; Polychaeta; Dinophilidae
Source: the annotation of a GenBank genome assembly
GUAUUCCUAAAUGCGCCGGGUAGCUUCCUACCAAAUACAAACAAACAUCUAAAAAAUCGUCUAUAAUCCAAAAAGUCUUGCAUAAUGGAGGUUCGCAAGCGAAGUAAUGAAAAGCCUAUGCAAGCUAAGACCCGCGAUAGUAGGAAGAAUGGUUCAACAAAGUUAAAAAAAUUAGAUAAUCAAAUUGGUAUGAAAAUUUGGUUAAUUAUCAUUCUUUUAAACUUGGCCUUUCUUCUAUUUGCUCAUUCGCGCAACUUUGUCUUUCCUGAACCCAAAACAAUUGACAAAUCAAGCGAUGGUGAGUUUAUUGAGGAAAUUGCGAGAAGCCAUCUAGUCAAUAUCACUGAUAUUGGAGUACGAACGGUUGGUAGUGUUGAAAAUGAAGUAACAACGGUUGAGUAUUUGUUGUCAACUCUGAGAAAAUAUCGCGAAGGAUCGGCAAACUCUCAUACAUUCGAAAUUAUAUCCGAGAGAAGUUCUGGCUCUUACACAUUGGAUGCUCUUGGUGCCUCUUUUGGACAAUUAUACGAAAAUGUUAACAAUAUAGCAGUCAGAUUGAGGCCAAAAUCUGGUACGAAUCAUGAUUUAUUAGUAAAUUGCCAUUAUGACUCGCAAAUCGGGGCUCCUGGUGCCAGUGACGACGUGGUGUCUUGUGCGCUUAUGCUCGAAGUUUUGAGAAUCCUUAGUAAAUCUCCAGAAAAUUUGAAUCACGGAAUCAUUUUUCUGUUCAAUGGCGCAGAAGAGACCAUCCUCCAAGCAAGCCAUGGUUUCAUAACUCAACAUCCUUGGGCAAAAACUAUUAGAGCUUUUGUUAAUUUGGAAGCAGCUGGAGCUGGAGGUAGAGAACUAUUGUUUCAAGCCGGCCCUGGAACUCCCUGGCUCUUAGAUACUUAUGCUAAAAGUGCUCCUCACCCAUUUGCUGCCGUAUUUGGACAAGAACUCUUUCAAUCGGGAAUCAUCCCCUCUGACACUGAUUUUCGAAUAUUUAGAGAUCAUGGAGGAUUAUCCGGAUUGGAUAUCGCAUAUAUUCAUAACGGCUAUGUCUAUCAUACCAUUUUCGAUGAUCCAAGUCGAAUUCCAACGGGAUGUAUUCAACGAGGAGGUGAAAACUUGCUGGCUGUUGUAAAAGCCAUUGCGAACUCAUCGUAUCUAUCAAAACCGUCGGAAUUUAAGAAGGAUCCUUUUGUGUUUUUUGAUUUCUACGGAUAUUUUAUGAUUGUUUAUCCUUCUUCUUAUGGUCUCGUUUUAAACUGCACCGCUUGUGCAAUUGUUCUUUUGGAAGUGAUAAAUAGAAUUUUUGGUUUUUCAAAAAGGGGAGUUGGACGGUCAGAGUAUAUUAAAGCCUUCUUAGUCGGUUUACUUGCACAAAUUAUAGCUCUUUUUGCAUCACUUCUCCUCUCCUUCUCUGUGGCAUUCCUACUAACUAAAUUUAAUAAAGUUCUUUCUUGGUAUACAAAUACCUGGCUUCUAUUCCCGUUAUACGUCGCGCCAUCGUUUCUGUCAAUGAUUGCUGUUCAUAAUUUCUUUAAAGGAAAAUUAGAGACCAAAAAUAAUUCCAUGGAUAUAGAGGAGAUUGUGUUCGAAAGCACUAUUUUUAUCUUCACAAUUCUUUUAUUUGUUGCAACACUAUUUAAGAUAGACUCUGCUGUUCUGCUCUUUCUUACUGUGUUACCACCGAUUUUAAUCAAGGUCCACGGAAGUUCAUUGUUAUCGGCGGAAAAAAGCCUGCACGUUCUGAAAUUAAGAUGUUUCUUACAUAUUUUGUCAAUAAGCAUUCCCCUAUCCGUUGGAAUUUACUUCAUUUAUAAUAUUUACGCCUUUUUUGUACCACUAUUUGGUAGAACUGGUAAUGGAAUUCCUCCAGACUACGUUAUAGCAGUCUUAACUACCAUCCUAUCUUAUUUCUGCCUAUGUUUCCAAAUGUCAUUAGUCUACGUAACCAAAUGUGUUAAGAAAUUGAUGCUACUCUUGGCCGGAUUACUUGUAUUAGGUUUGCUCCUUGUGUUUUUUACAAAUAUGGGUUUUCCGUACUCAGCAAACAAAAAUAGUCCAUCCACCCAAAGACUCAUAGUCCAGCAUGCCGCUGUAACCGAACGUAAAGGAAACUCUCUCAAUAAAAUUCAUUCAGGACUGUGGAUUUCUUCUUUCGAUUAUUAUGGAAUUCAACAGAUAGAAAAGAAUCCAAUGGUUGCCAAAGCCACUCAUCAAACAUGCAAAGUUGAGGAGCCUUAUUGUGGUCAACCUUUUUAUUUUCCAAUUACCCGCAUGAUAAAGCAUUCAUACUGGAUUCCUGGAGAUUCACCAAAUAUUGAACCUGCAGUUCAUUUAGAGGAAGUUAAAAGAAUUGAAACAGAGACAGGAGUUCGAGUCUAUUUUAAAUUAGAUGGCCCAGAAAGACGUGUAAUAUCGAUCAGACCAGAUAAAGAUGUUGAACUUACGGCUUGGUCUUUAUCAAAUAGAAUAGGAAAACCAGCAUUAGUAUCUGGUGGAUUCAAAAAUUAUUUUAUCUUUUAUGUAUACGGAACCAGGCCUAAAACACCAACAGAAUUCUGGUGCGAAUUCAAAGGCAUUACAAAAACAACGAAAAACUAUAUAAAAAUUGGAGUAACAGGUCAUCAUGUCCAAGGUAAAAAUAAUUGGUCAAAAUUACUACAAGAAUUCAGUAAGAGUCUACCAGACACUAUCUCACCAAUAAUUGUCUCAUCUGACCAACAUUUGUACAACUUUUAAGAAUAUAAUUGUUCGGUUAUGCUUCUUUUUUUUCAUUUAUUUUUCAUUUCUACACUAAAAAAGCUAUUUAAAAGAAAUUUUAAAUAAAUUCUUUAUUUCUUGCUUUAAAAAAUUUCAUAAAAA